ACGCGGCACAUUGCCGCUGCACGUGACCAUGGCACUCGUGGCCAACGAGUUGCUGGCGUUUAUCCAGCACGCCAUCGACACCAUGGAUGAGGUCAGCAUCAUGCAGAUCUGCAAGUCUUCCUUCACCAGCGAGGAGAUUUUCCAAGGGAAGCAGCUGCUGUAUGAGACGCUCGGCCAGAGCGCGAACAUGCCGUCGCGACGAAAAGACGGAACCGAAAGGAGCGUGCAGGACAUCAUCUCCCUGCUGAAGCAGACGGAUCCGGAUGAGGUACUGGCUUUUGUGGCUAAACAGCUGCAUAAGCUGCCGCCCGUCACGCUGGACCACGUCGACGUCGUCAGCCUACUGAAGGACAUCAGGUUCCUGAAGGAAGAGCUGGCCGGAGUUCGGGGUAGAUUGCAGGCGUCGGAAUCUAUCAUCAGUGACCUACGUAGUGAAUUAUCACAAUUGAAAAGUAAUAAUUCAUUAUGUGGGUCACCUGACGCUGCAUACGUAACCCGACGCCGAGGCGCACAGGCGAUCACGUUUAGCCCUGUUUAUAUUCUUUGGCGUAUAUUUAACUUCUUCGCCCUGGUUGGACAGCAUCCGGAAGUACAGGAGCGCCUGCAUCGGGAAGUCGACAUUUUGGACAUGGAAUACCUCGAAAUGGUUCUGAACGAGUCCAUGAGAUUUUAUCCCGCUAUCGGAUUUUUUGGCAGGAUGUGCGUUAAGAAUACGACUCUUCCCGUAGGAAAUAUAAAAAUUGACAAGGGAACCACCAUAUUCCUUCCAUUGUUUGCGUUGCAACAUGACGAGAGAUACUAUCCGGAGCCGGAAGUUUUUAAACCGGAGAGGUUUUCGAAGGAGAACAAGGAUCCCAUUAUAGACAAAACUUUCAUGCCUUUCGGUAAGGGAAACAGAAUGUGCAUCGGCCAGAGGUUCGCUACGGUACAAGCCAAGGCGGGGAUUGUCCAUCUGAUGCGACACUUCAAAGUGAAUACUGUACAGAUUUCAGGCAAAAAGAUCGGUUUCCAGAAGCACCUCUUUGCUGCGAGGCUAAAAAAUGUAGACUUGGAGUUCAUUGAUCGAUAA
Aricia agestis (brown argus) is the source of this 1069-nucleotide messenger RNA. RefSeq names its product probable cytochrome P450 6v1. Gene Ontology annotation, molecular function: oxidoreductase activity, acting on paired donors, with incorporation or reduction of molecular oxygen; monooxygenase activity; heme binding. Lineage: Eukaryota; Metazoa; Arthropoda; Insecta; Lepidoptera; Lycaenidae. The record is from RefSeq and is a predicted model, not a curated record. The transcript has 3 exons. The coding region runs from base 29 to 1069 and encodes 346 amino acids.